Messenger RNA from Arabidopsis lyrata subsp. lyrata, 576 nucleotides. RefSeq lists its product as uncharacterized. NCBI's taxonomy places the organism in Eukaryota, Viridiplantae, Streptophyta, Magnoliopsida, Brassicales, Brassicaceae. The record is from RefSeq and is a predicted model, not a curated record. Gene Ontology annotation, molecular function: zinc ion binding. The coding region runs from base 1 to 576 and encodes 191 amino acids. The transcript is spliced from 3 exons.
AUGGCGUACCUUCCCACUCCUAUUGUUUGCAACAUUUUCCGCCGGCUGGGUAAAGACGGUUUCCGCUACCUUGGUCCGGUUAUCGCUGCAGGACCAGGCUACACUGAGCUAGUUUACACGGCUGAGGUUUUGGAGAAUGAUAUCUCUGAUGAGUUAAGUUGUAACUCAAUUAACAAUUGCUCAAAUGAAAGAGGAUUUCCGAAAUAUUGUGUGUGUGGCAGUAAUGUAUAUCUUUUCACAUCUCAAUCAAAACUGAAUCCCGGUCGGCCUAAUUUCCGAUGUGCUGCUUCGAGAGCUGAUGGUCAUUUGUUUAAGUGGGUGGAAGAAGGAAUGUAUGAAGAGGUUCAAGACUUAUUGCAGAGAGAAUCGGAGAUUGUGUAUAUGAGGAUCGUAGGUGAUGAGGUAAAAGAGAUGGUCGGUAAUCUGAAAGAAGAGAUGGGUUGGUGCAAAAAGGAAUUACACAAAGCGAAGAUCAAGAACAAGAUCAGUCUUGUUUGUGUUUUUGCUCUGGUUGUGUUUGUAAUUUACUACAUUGUGAUUCAGAAGGGAAGUAACCAAAUUGUUUUUGGUUUCUAA